Messenger RNA from Frankliniella occidentalis (western flower thrips), 7952 nucleotides. Its product is annotated as autism susceptibility gene 2 protein homolog. Bases 442 to 5613 code for a protein of 1723 amino acids. NCBI's taxonomy places the organism in Eukaryota, Metazoa, Arthropoda, Insecta, Thysanoptera, Thripidae. The record is from RefSeq and is a predicted model, not a curated record. The transcript is spliced from 19 exons.
CGGCCGUGCCGACAAGUUUACUACACCCCAGCCCUGACUGUGAGGCCUUCAACGCUCGGACCAGCGCCUCUUCUUUCUCGGAUUAAUGUGCGAUUUCGGAAUUUAACGUGGAUGUGCGUGUCGCGAGAAGUUUCCGCGCGUGUUCGGGAGUGCGUGUGCGAUCGAAAAGUGACCAAAAUGUGCGGGGAAAAGUGUUUUCUGUGAGCUGAACGGCCGGCAGGGAUACGCCGUCGUCAGCCGCGGCGCGCAGCCAUUUUACUGAGGCAGUGCGGCAACGCUGCGCCGACUCCGCCAUUCGAAACAAAGUGUUUUUCUCCAGGUGCAGAAGUUAGGCUCGAUUUUCGUCCCAAUUAUUGUGAUUUGGUGGCCUCCUAUCGGUGAUGCGGUAGCCGAAAUGUCGCCGAAGGUGUCUGUGUGUGUGCGGAAGCGUGUGUGAGCGCUAUGGAGAGCGAAGUGAAGCAGCGGAACCAACGGAAUCGGCGACGGGAGCGAGCGCAGCGCAUGCAGGCUCAAAGGGAGAGCCAGGAAAAAGGUGGUGGAGAUAGUGCUGAGGAUGAGUCUCCAAGCAGGGAGAAGCCUCAGAGACCACCUCCACCCAACAGAAGAAAACGCUCCAAGGAGCCCUCCUUCGAGGAGGAUGUUGUGGAUGGAUUUGCUAUCCUGUCCUUCAAAAGCUACGAGGAUAUUGAGGUGGCCCUCAAGCUGUCGGCGCGCAAUGCCCUGUCGGUGAAGCUUGCGCUCGCGCCCACCCUGGGCGAGGAGAAGACCAACCACCACCUCAAGAAUGGCGACGUGGCGCCGCCAGUACCUGCCGCCAACAACAACCACAACCACAACAACAAUAACAACAACAACCAGCAGCACCACAACAACCACAACCACAUCAGGCACUCGGCCGCUUCGGCCAACCAGGAUUUGGGGACAAGUGACGACUCUGGCCGGGCAUCAGAGCGGCUGAAUGGCGCGUCUGUGGACACGUCACACGACCGGCUGAGCGAUGGGAGCAGUCGCUGCAGCUCUGGAAGGGGAUAUAUCUGUGAUAGUGAGGGCGAGGAUGACCGGGUAAACGAGAACAAUCGAGUAGCGCCCGGAGGAUGGAACGUGGCUUCGCGAGGCGUCCAUCGAGAAAUGGGAUCUGACCCGUCUGGCAUCUACGCUUCACCCGGUAGGAAACCUGAUGGACCGCCCACGAGCCUGGCAGCCACCGCCACCAGCAACGGCACGGUGUCGCCCGCGCCCGCCGCCUCCGCCACCACCACGACGGCGGCCACCCCUUCCGCCAGCGCGGCGGCGCCCCAGUCGCCGGCGCCGCACCCUCCCCACGGCCUGCCGCCGCCGCCGUCGCCCUCGUCCAGCGCGGUCACACCCGCCCAGCAAACGCCUUCAUUCCCUGUGUCCAACGGCGCGAUCCCUCCGCGGCUGGCGCCCGGCAAGCACGCGGUGGGCUCGGUGGGCACGCCGCCGCCAGGGCCGACGGGCCCGCCGGUCCUGGGUGCGGCGCCCGCGCUGUCGCUGCCGCUGGCUGCGGCCGCGGCCGGCUCUCCAGCGCCCUCCUCGGCGGGCGCCCACGGCCAGCACCAGAGCGCGCCGUCGCCGCACCUACCCUCGCCGUCAGCCGCGGCGCCGCCCAUGCUGUCGGCGCAGCACCAGCUGCCGCCGCACUACAUGCCCCACCACGGCUACCACCCCUACUCACAGCACCUGUACCAUCACGCGCCCGGCCACCAUACAAUCACGGCGUCCUCGCCGCAUCCCGGCCACCACCAGCCACCCCACUCCACUGCCGGCCACCAGCCGGGCCACCCCCAGUCCCACCCCGGCCACCAGCCGCCCCACCAGCACGUCCCCGGCGGCCACCAACCGCAGCACCCCGGCAUUCACCAACCUCAGCACCCCGGAGGACACCAACCACCCCAUUCUGCCGGCCACCAGACCGGAAUGCCGACUGCCAGUUCACCCCAUCCCGGAAGCCAUCCACACCCGAGCUCGGCUCACCCUGGUCAUCCGGGCCAUCCAGGCCACCCCUCCGCCAGCUACCCGGGCCACCCACACGGGCCUCUGUCGCAGCCACAGCAGCCCGGUGCCAUGGGACACCUCGGCCAACAGAGGCAUCCCUCGCCACAUCUUCCCCCGCCCCACCACAUGUCUUCGCCCGGACAGGCCGUCCAGCCACCCCACCAACCUCAUCAGCCCCAUCAGCCCCACCAACCUCACCAGCCCCACCAGCCCCAUCAACCCCAUCAGCCGCACCAGCCACCCACCAGCAAGCAAGGUCAGCCUGGACCACCGCUACACUUCUCGCCCCACUCGACGCAGUCCUCGCGGCUGCCCGGGCAGACGACGAUCUCAUCGACGGCGUCCUCCUUACAACCUGGACAGCAGCCACCUAUCGUGUCGUCGAGAUCGUCGCCUCGGCCGCCGCUGCAGUCGCCCUACGGCAUGCUGCCCAUGCCGUCGACGGUAUCGUCGAUGUCCACUUCAUCGGCGGCGGCCUCGACGCUGGCCGGCAAGCCGCCCGUCUCCUCUUCACAAGUUAAGGGACCAACGCCAACCCCGCCCGGACACCCUGCCGGCCCUUACGGCAUUCACCCCGGCUACCCUCACUACUCUCCGCUGUACGCCCCCUACUCCAUGCACGGCGGUCUGCCGCAUUACCUGCAACCCGUCGUGUCAAGCUCUCCACUCGCCUCGCCCAGAACUGAUUCGCUGACUGUCCGGUCGCCGCACUCGUCGAACCCGAAGGGUGCGUCGUCGUCAGUGAUAGCCUCCAACGGGCAGCCGCAGCACCCUGGGGUGCACCCGGGGCCGCACUCCACCACCCCGGGGGCGCCGGGCCUCCCGCCGGGCCACCCCCAGAGCCACCCGUCGGGCCACCUCAGCAACUCGAGCAGCGCGCGGUCCUCCCCCAUCGGGAUGCCGCCCCUCAUGGGCCACGGGGGCGCGCUCCCGGGCGCGCUCCCACACCACCCCGGCCCGCACCACCCCGGUGCCCACCCGGGACCCACGACGGUGGGGUCGGCGUCCAUGCCGCCCAUCAGCUCGGCCCCCGCAGUUACCAUUGCCUCCUCGUCUGUGAUCACCACCUCCGUGUCCAGCAGCCACAUGCACACGGUGACCACGCCCCUCGUGGGCUCCGGGCCGCCGGGGGGCCCGGCCGGCGGCCCGCCGCGCAGCCACUCCCCGCGCGGCCACAGCCCCACCCGGGAGCGGGACAGCUACAGCAGCAGCGGGGUGAGCAGCAUGGGCCGGACCAGCGUGACGCCGGUGAGCGGGUCGGGGCCGCUGCUGCUCUCGGGGCCCGCCGGCCCCAACCCCUCACCCUUCAGUGCGGCGGCGGCAUCCGCCACGGCGCCCUCGCCCUCCGCCUCGUCCGCCUCCACCCCCGUGUCUUCUAGUCUUUCAUAUCCCAAAGCGCCCGGAGCGGCGUGGCCUAGUUCAAAUUCAAGCAGCCAGCUUUCGCCGGCCAGCAGUAGCCCAGCAAUCAGGCCCAGCAUGGUUACCCCGUCGCCGUCGGCGUCCAUCUCCUCGCCGCACCCCGGUGCGCACCCCUCGGGCCACCCGCCGGGCCACCCACCCGGCCACCCUGGCGCGCACCCUCACGGCAUGCACUCGGGGCCGUACUCGGCGGGCGCGCUAUUCGCCCCGCCGAUGCCCCCAGUCUCGUCGGCCUCGUCAGCGCCCCCCAGCUCCAACCACAACCCUUUCUCAGCCGAGGCACUCAUGUCGAGUUCAAGUCAAGCAGAUUUACUGAGGAGAGAGCUGGACAACAGAUUCUUAGCUUCUCAGGAUAGAUUAAAUGUUGCAUCUUCUCCAUAUCUACGACCUUCUGAGAUGCACCAUCAGCACCCACAACAUAUGCAACACCAACAUGCAAGUCAAGGGCUUGGUGGUCUGGGAGCGCCACCUCCAGCUUCCUCUGUUUUCCCACAACUUUUGAAAGAUGUGCCAAAGUUAGGAGGUCUCGACUCCUCCUUUUACCGUCAAAAUCCUCUGAGUCUCGGAUCUUAUUCGUACUCUGGGCUUCCUCUACCAGCCUUGGGAAGUUCAACUCCUUUUGCCCCACCAAGUCAUUUGCCUUCUUUCACCCCCAAGGUUGCAGAUCCCUCAAAACCAAAACAUUCGAAACCUGGCAAGUGGAACGUGAUGCACGUGCGAAUAGCGUGGAUAAUAUACGGCCACCAACAGAAAUCGACGGACGCGUCCAAGCUGCCGGCGGCCGCGGCGCAGAGCCAGGUCGGGCCGUCUGCGAGCAAGGCCGGCGACCUGCUGCGGGCGCCGCCCCUAGGGAUGCCCAGCCACCUGUACCCCGCGGGCGCCCCGAGGCCCCACGAGAUGCCUGGCGCGCCCUCGUUCUCGGCUCUCCCCGCGCACCGCGCGCCCUUCGAUCCGGCCGCCGCCGCCGCCGCAGCCUCCCACUCGAGCUACCUCGCGAGUGCCGCGGCUGCGUCCCACCUAGGAAAUGCCGUUUCGCCCUUUGGUCGAUACCCUCCACCAUUCCCAACUCCAACACCUUUUGCACCCCUAGGGUACCCAGGUGGUCCCAGGGAAAUGACACCUCUCGGUCCACUCGGAAUGCAUGAUCCCUGGAGCAGGCUCCAGAGACAACCCGGUUACCCUGUGACUGCUGUCAAUAGUGCCUGGACUUACAAGUCUGAAGCUAGUAUAAUUGAAGAGAGAGAACGGAGCAGAGAGCGGGAAAGAGAAAGAGAAAGGGACAGAGAACGAGAAAGGGAACGGGAUAGAGAAAGAGAGCGAGAACGGCAGAGGAGAGAAAGAGAACGGGAAGAGCAACGAAAAGCUGAGGAAAAACGGAAGUUGGAUGCCGAGCGCGCUGAACGUGAAAAGGAAAGAGAAAGGAGAGAAAAGGAGCGGCGGGAGCAGGAGAGGAGAGAGCAGGAGCGGGAAAGAAUGAUGCAACAACAACAGCAGCAGCACCAGCAACACCAGCAGCAGCAGCAUCAGCAGCACCAGCAGCACCUGCAGGCCCAGCACAGACUGGCCGCGGAGGCGAGUAAGGCCCGCGACAGGUCGCCGAUCAGGAACGGCGGCACGCCGACGGACAGCGCCAAGGACAAGGAGGACGAGCUGGCCAUGCUCUCCAGGACCAGCAGCGUUGGUCCGCCCUUCCCGCACCCGUACCUCUCGAGGCUCCCCAUGUCGCGGGGGCUGCCCCCGCACCCCUCGUACCCCCACGCCCCUCCCGGCUCCAUGUGGCCCGGGCCCGACCCCUACCGGGACGCGGCUGCCGCGGCGGCGUACCGUUUCGACCCCAUGAGGCUGCAGUUUAACCCGCUCAUGUCGGCGCUGCAGCAGGAGGAGGAGCGGGCCAAGAUGUACGGCCAGUACCCGGGACCGGUGGGGCCGCCUAACCCCAUGGCCCACCUCAGGGCAAAGGACCCCAGCCCGCCGGCGGGCAUGCUCAACAACCACCAGUUCCACCACCGGCCCUCCCCGUCCGGGCUGCCGCCCCCGGGGGCACCGCACCCGGGAGCACCCCACCCGGGGGCACCGCACCCCCACCCUCACAAAAUGACACCCACCCCUCCGGCACCCGGGCAGCCGCUAGUGGUAGACCUGCACAAGAAGGACGAGCCUGCCACGCAGUCGCGGUGAGGUGAGGUGGGGGCACGGGAAGGGGCAGGGGAGGGGGGGUUCCUACCCGGGAGUUUAGGGAGAUGAGUCUGUGAUGAUGCCGUCGCGCUUGGUGCUAAAGUGACUGUAGGGAAAGCCGGCGCUCUAAUUUUAAGAAAAUCUCUGCAUUGCAGAGUUGACAAGUAACAUUUAAAAACAGUAGAAUGGAUUUUUUUUAUUUUUAUUUUUUUUGGUUUGUCUAUGUGUGAAUGAUAAAUUCACCUUUUUGCUUUGAAUUUUUGACUCUUUCAUUAUUGUGUUUUAAUGAAUUGCCCCAAAAUACUUUAUCUUGUUAUGUUUUGAUUAAGGCUGUAUAUGUGUUGUUAAUUGUAUUGUUAGCAAAAAUGAAACGCUUGCUCUUUAGAUAACCUAGUCACAACUGGAUAGAAGCCCGUAUUUCAUUGGUUCAACAUGACUGACUCAUAGAAAAGCUGACUUCAUUGUGGGUUAGAAUGUGAAAGUAAACGAUGUAAAGCUGAAUCUUUGACUUGAUAUUGCAAGUCAUUAUUAAAUCUGUCUAAUAGUAAGCUUAUUAACAAAUGAAUUAGUCACAAUUCCUUUUGUUUCUUUUUCUCUUUUUUAGUUAAUAUUUUCUUUUUGCUGUGAAUUUUUUUUCUUUUGAAAAUGGCAAUCAUUUUCCUGUUGUUCUCUGGUGUUUUUCAUCCCCGUUGAACUUCUACCUACUUCUUUAAGUAAGCUUUUUACACCGGAGAUACAAUUUGCUCAUUGUUGAUGUUAUUCUUCUCAAUGAAAUAUUUUUUCUUUGUUGUUGUUCAUGAAAUUCUGAUUCAAAGCCCCCUAUAUCCCUCAUGAAAUUAUUAUUUUGGGGCAGGACUGUGUAAAGAUGGUGCAAUGGACUUGCCAGUGAUUUAAUUUAGAUAUGACUUGAAGGGCUGCAACUCUUCAUUUAGUGACCAAAUCACAGCUUUUGUUGUUGUUUUUACUGUUCAUUAAGUGAUCUCAGCUACUAUAAAAUUCUAUAUAGACAUACAUAAUUAAGCUUCUAAGUUUAUCAUUAAAUUUGAAACAAAUGUAUUAAACAAGUGCUUAUGCUGUAAAUACCCAAAUCAUACCUAUUGUAUAAAUCUGUGUAAAUUAGCAGACAUUAAAAAUCUAUAUAUAGUAUUAUAAAAAUGUUAAUUAGAUGGCGAAUGUUUGUAUUGAAGUUCUGGCAAUAUAAGUACUUGUUGUGCCGUCUCUGCUACAGUGAUGGUAAUUUAGCCAAACAGAUUGUCUGCUAGAUGCUUGAAAUUGUAUAUAGGUGCUCUGUACCCUAUGUAUAAACUUAUGCAUUGGAAAAUCUAAACCUUCUCUAUACGUACUUUAUACAUUAAACGUGGAGAUAGUUUUGCAACUAUGUCAGUGGCUUUGGUAGGCACCCAAGCGGCGCCUUACUUUACCAUAGCUGCUAAAUUCAACUGUGAUUAAAAUUGAAGUCUGCUAACAUUUUGCUUGAAUAUGUAAUCUAUAAAUACUUCAUUGCCAUGUGUACAUUUUGUACCAUCUUUGUGUACAGAAUACUCAAUUUGAUUUGUUAUCUAUAGAAAAGUUUUUCUUUAUCAGGUCUGUUUGACUAUGAACUUUGUUGUUAAUUUAUCCCUUUGGUUGUUGAUUUGACUUUUGUACAGAUGUAAUUUAAUUCUAGUAGUUAAAAUAUUGAUCCUCCACCUAGAAAAGGUAUCUCAGUGGCAUUCCCUACAUAUACUAGGUUGAAGGUUGAACUUCUCUUUUAUCUGAAAUGACGUGUUCUUACUCUCCGUGACUCCUCUGAUGGCUUUUAUUUGGUUACAAACAACAUAGACAAGGGGUUAUCUAGCAACCAGGUGUACAAUAUUCCUCUUUUGUUCUGAUAGAAUACUAUAAUUUGUUUUCCAUGAUGUACACACCCAAUGAUUUUCCCUUUGUAAUUAUAAGAAAAGCAGAUAAAGCUAGAAAAAAUGUUAAACUUUUGUGAUUUCAUAUGGUAGUAUAUGAUCUAAACAAUAUGACUACAGGAAAGUGUAGAUAUUCCAAAUCAUUUACCAGAAACAAAUUUUUCUGGUAUAUGCUUGUAUCUGUGCAUAUUCUAAGUGUACUGUGCCGGCAACAUCAAAAUCAGUCAUAUAACUUUUGUAUUUGUAAAAAAAGAAUUUCUGUAGAUAUCUUCAAUCUAAUGUAUUUACAUAUUUUUUGUAGAUAAAGCUGGUGAGCCUGUGUAAUUAUUUUUAUUUUGUAUUUAUUUUUUAUUUUGAGUGAAAUAACUUAAAUGUGAUCCUUUACAAAAGGGUCUUACAAUGUAUAUUGUUUCUAUUAAGCAGAAACUAAAUAUGUUUAAAAAAUUA